Messenger RNA from Camelina sativa (false flax), 1113 nucleotides. The record is from RefSeq and is a predicted model, not a curated record. Lineage: Eukaryota; Viridiplantae; Streptophyta; Magnoliopsida; Brassicales; Brassicaceae.
UGCAAUAUUGCCAAGUUUCUGGAUGAGAAGUGUUACUUAGAUCACUACAUACGUGAUUUUCCUCGUCUUUCCAAAACUAUUGGGGCGUGCACAACCCUUUCUUCUAUCAGGAAACCUCCAAAUUUAUUUAGAUGGCUUGAGAACUGUUUAAGACGCGGAUGUUUAUCCACAAACCUUGAUGACCUCCCAGAUUUGAUCCGUAGAGAUGGGUGCUCCAUUGUCAGCUGGGCAAGGAAAGUUGUUUCUUUCUACAGUGUGUUAUUUGGUGAUAAGCCAGAAGGACGGACACUUUCAUCAGGUGUCCCCUGUAAUGUUGCCCCAGGAUCAUACUCCAGUAACGAAGAACUCACUAUCUUAGCUAUGGCAGGAGAGAGAUUUGGGCUUCAUCAGCUGGAUUUGCUACCUUCUGGUGUAUCUCUCCCGCUGAGACAUGCACUGGAUAGCUGUCGGGAAUCUCCUCCAGCUGACUGGCCAGCAAUUGCUUAUGUGCUUCUUGGCCGAGAAGAUAUGGCCCAAUCCGUCUUCAGAAAUUUGAGUUCAUCCAAGGAAUUUGAGAUGCAGUCAAAUACGAAUUUGAUAUCGAUGUCCAUACCUUACAUGCUGCAUUUGCAUCCAGUAAUCGUUCCAUCCUCUUUAUCUGAGUCGUUUGGCUUGGAAAACACUAAAAUUGAGGAUACAAAUUCAGUGGAUGGUUCUAUAAUAGAUGGAAUGGAGCAUAUCUUCAACUCCUACACACAGUUACGGUAUGGCCGAGAUCUACGGUUGAAUGAGGUUCGGCGUCUUUUGUGCUCUGCAACACCGGUGGUAGUUCAAACGUCUGCUAACCCUACUAUAUCAGAUCAGGAGCAGCAACAGGACCAGCUUUGGCGCAUAGCACCGAGGACUGCUGUGCUUCCCCUCGGGCGUGGAGCAUUCACAUUAUCAACGAUACACACUCUCUUAACUGAGGCGUUUACUGUACCAAAGCUUGUUUUAGCAGGUCGACUGCCUGCUCAACAAAAUGCCAUUAUUAAUCUAGAUCCAAACAUAAAGAAUAUCCAAGAACUUAAAACCUGGCCGGAGUUUCAUAACGCUGUUGCUGCUGGGUUGCGACUGGCUCCGCUUCAGGACUAA